GGCUGCUGUUGCCUUGAAAAGAAGCCUGCAUAAUUAUGACUCCAUAAAAUGCACAAUUAUAAAUUUGUAUUUUCAGGUAAAAUGUUUCUUUUUAAUGUGAUGAGGCAAGAAGAACCACCUUAGGUGAUUUCUGAUGAAUAUUAGCAUGCAACUUGAGGAGGAUGCAGACUGAACGCAGGGUACUUUUUCUAAACUAAAUGUUUGUGCAAUUUAGCUAAUAAUCUACAUUAAUUCAAAGAGAGACAAGACUAGAUCAAGCUAAAGACCAGAGAAAUAAAAUGCCAUUAAUGAAGCUCUGCUAAAAGACAGCAUGUUCAUAUUUGCCAAAAAGAUAAUUGAUCCGUACUUCAUGAAGUGUGAAGGCACUGGAGCAGCAAUUUAAAGUGCAAUGAGAAUCAAUUCUUUCUAGUGGCUUUGUUCCUUGAAGUUAAUAAUAUGCGAGACAAUAUUUCAUAAAAUAUUUUUCAAAUAUUCAAAUGAGCUUGCCUGAAACCAGGAAUUGCAGUUGCCAUAGCCAGUGUAUUUCCCUUGGUUAAACAGUUUGCCCCUUAUCCAGUCAAAACUGAUCUAUGUUGUUCGUUCAGAAACUUCAUUUCCCAAUAAUGUUUAGUAAAAAAUAAAGCGUAGUAAAUAUGCUGUUUUAUUUUCUGAAUGCUUCCAAAAGAGAUUAAGGAACACAUUGUUACCAUGCUGAAAUGACACAGAAGUACUGAGUGAAAAAUUAUUUCAGUUUUGUUGUGAUCAAAAAAGACAUGGGGAUUGUAUCCUUGCUCACAAGUAAGUGAAGCUAGGUUUGCUUUGCGUAGUCUCUUGCAUGCCACCGUCUCUUGCUAAGCUGCUUUAAAACAUCAGACUACUUUUGUUCAGUUUUCAAUGUAGUUCACACACAUAUUUCAAUAUACUUUUUGCAGUCUCAAUGAAAGCAGUAACUCCUUGGUGCAGAGACAGAAUGGUCAAUAUGUUUGUCCUCUCCUCUGUGUUGGGAUAUAUAAAAAUAGCACUGUCUGUCCCAGUAGCAGAUGACAAACAGGCCUAUGUGUAGAUAAAAGUCUUAAAGCAAUAUGCUUUAAAGUGCUGUGAAGGUAGGAAAAUGCACUAGUGAAAGACCACAUGCACUUUUCCUCUUCAGUUUGAUGUGGUGCUUGAUGUGGUGUCUGGAUCCCCUCUGACUGCUCUGAAGAAAAUUCUGGAAAAACAAUAAGUAUCUCUUCAAGAAAAUACAUCUUUCUAAAGCUGUAAUGUAUAAAGCUAUAGUAAGGCCAAUGGAGAUCCAAGCAUCGCAUGCACUGAUGAAGAUUUGUGUGAGAGCUGCUAUAAUCUGGAUUGUAUCCAUGUUGCUUGCCAUCCCUGAAGCAGUAUUUUCAGAUCUGCACCCUUUCCAUGACAAAGGGACUAAUAAAACCUUUAUCAGCUGCGCUCCUUACCCUCAUUCAGAUGGGCUGCAUCCCAAAAUUCACUCAAUGGCUUCAUUUCUCAUAUUUUAUAUUAUUCCCCUAUCUGUAAUUUCAGUAUAUUAUUAUUUUAUUGCUAAGAAUUUGAUCCGGAGUGCUUACAACAUCCCCGUGGAAGGAAAUGUGCAUGUGAGGAAACAGAUUGAGUCCCGUAAGCGCCUGGCCAGGACCGUGCUGGUCUUCGUGUGCCUCUUCGCCUUCUGCUGGCUGCCCACUCACAUCAUCUACUUAUACCGUUCCUACCACUACUCCGAGGUGGACACCUCAGUGCUGCAUUUCAUUGCCAGCAUCUGUGCUCGGAUCCUGGCCUUCACUAACUCUUGUGUCAACCCCUUCGCUCUCUACUUGCUCAGCAAGAGCUUUCGGAAGCAGUUCAACAACCAGCUGCUGUGCUGCAGAGCCCGCCUCCUCAUCCGCUCCCACAGCAUGGCCAGGAGCACCACACGAAUGACCUCCCUCAAGAGCACCAACCACUCCCUGGCCACCUUCAGCCUGAUCAAUGGCAACCACAUCUGCCACGAGGGCUGUGUCUAAAGGGGACAUCAAUUGCUGAGCAUGGCUGCUGGACUUUGCUCCAUGGGCAUGGUGAGCAGCGCACACACGGAUGCACACGCACAUGCAAGGAGGUGUGGUGUGCUCAGAGAGCUCAGAGGAGCUUGAAGCAAUCAACAUUUCAUCUUGGGCUGAGCCUGAAACAUCCAGCAUUUCAUCCUGGACUGAGGCAUCGCCAGAGCAGCAGAUCAUUGAGCACCAGCCCACAGGAUCUCCCUGGGAAGUGCUGCUGUGCUUUCAAUGAGAGCAAAAUGAGCACCUUAAGAUCAAAUCUUUUUUGGCUCUGCAGACUCUUCAUCACUUCCUUCUCAAUCCCGAACUUAUGCAGACUUGCAGCAGUGAUAAAGACCAUAUCAGGUGCACACAAUUUGUCAGAACAGUUGCAUCCAUCACUUCAUGGUGUAAUGUAUUUUGACAUAGAAAUAAAUUCAUUUAAAUAAGGUAAAUACUUUUACAAAGGAGUUCAACGUAGGUCAUUUACAGACUUUUCAAGUAUUUAUUAAUGUCCUCAGUACAGUGUUAAUUCAUGGUCUAAAAGAUAUCAAGAGUUUACUGGGGCAUGUCUGUGGCCCCAUCUGAAAUGAGCAGUAUCUUGCACCACCUCAAUGUGAAAGCAGUGAAUAAAUGUGAGUUGGAAUAUGUUUACAGCUUUCAACUGUGUGAGCUUUUGCCAUGUUGUGGAAGAGACAGCAGGGCAAUUUCCAAGCAUUACUGUUUUGUUCUUCUGUCCUCAAAGGUGUGAGAUAAUGAAAGUUCCAUCACCUAAGUGGUACCACAAAAUGUGAGUCGGGUCUAACUAAGGGCAGGCAGUAGCAGAAACUGAUGUACAGCUAUUUUUCCUGUAGUAGUGCUUUGUAAAACACUAGUUUUUCAGCAAAAGCUGUCAGCAAUGUUAAGGUGUGAUCUCCAGCCUACGUUUUUUCCUACUGUCUUCAUAGAAAUCUGUGGAAGACAGAGUGCCAAAACUGGCUGUCAGAUUGGAGAAACAGGUCUACUGUAAAGUUUGCCCCAGAACAAUUCUGUUCCAGAUACCAUCUAUUCUGGAACAGGAGCACAGUGUCCUGCAGAUGACAAACUCCUGAAGCGCCUGGGCUAUAAGAUAUUCAAUGAAGCUGCACACCUGAUAAAUAAAACUGCUGUCAAAUGAGACCAUAAACCAACCACUGUAGCAGAAUAUUGGGUUCUUAAUGGUCCUUAUCCUCUUUGAUGAUGAUCCUUUUCAUUACCACACCGAAAGAUAAUUAAAGCUGGUAAAACUUUACCUGGGUUUGCUCUGUGUUUGUAGAAAAACUCAUGUGUGCAGUGUAAAAGCUCUCAGCCCUGUGUCUGCAGCUGCUUUGGGAUGCUGCUGGGAUCUGCUGUCUCCAAGGACUCGAACAGGCUCUGAUGCCAAAGGCAGAGCUCUGAAAGCUUCACCUCAUUUUCCUUUUGUGCUCCGGACGAGGCUGGACACACAGGUACGUGAGCUCAGGAUGGGGCCACACCACUGUGCUGCUAAGGGUGACACUGCCCUGCUCCCCCACCAGCCCUGGGCACUGCCACCUGUGUGUCACCCCCUCCUGCAGUCAUAAGUGCCCCCACAUCCCAGUCAGGCUGAAAACUAACGGGACAAGGUUAUUUUACAGAUGAGUCAAUUCCCUUGCUUAGCUGACUGUGUCACUAUGAUGUUAAUUUCAAUUUACUGAGCUAUCUGAGGUCCUCCCUUCCUAAAAUUUUCAGUGCUUUGCCUAGU
Molecule: messenger RNA, 3735 nt
Organism: Motacilla alba alba
Lineage: Eukaryota; Metazoa; Chordata; Aves; Passeriformes; Motacillidae
Gene: GRPR
Product: gastrin releasing peptide receptor
Exons: 3
Coding region: 1239-1985 (248 amino acids)
Biological process (GO): G protein-coupled receptor signaling pathway
Cellular component (GO): membrane
Molecular function (GO): G protein-coupled peptide receptor activity
Source: RefSeq, a predicted model, not a curated record